Bombyx mori (domestic silkworm) is the source of this 2116-nucleotide messenger RNA. Its product is annotated as inward rectifier potassium channel 2. NCBI's taxonomy places the organism in Eukaryota, Metazoa, Arthropoda, Insecta, Lepidoptera, Bombycidae. The transcript has 2 exons. The record is from RefSeq and is a predicted model, not a curated record. Gene Ontology annotation, cellular component: plasma membrane. Gene Ontology annotation, molecular function: inward rectifier potassium channel activity. Gene Ontology annotation, biological process: regulation of monoatomic ion transmembrane transport; potassium ion import across plasma membrane. Bases 89 to 1216 code for a protein of 375 amino acids.
UACGCCUUCUCAGUUGCAGUUGACAUUGGUUAAUAAACUCACGUUUAGUUAUUAUAAAAUUGUUUAUUGCAAAAAUUUGUUGCUCAAAAUGCGUUACGACGAAAAUGUGAAUCUCGUCACAAAAAUUGACGACGGCGACGUAGAAAAAUCGACAGUUAAUAGUUCCAACAAAAGAACGCAUUUACACAAAUGCUGCCAAAGAAAUUCGACUCACAGGAAAGUAUUAAAGCGAGUGAUUUUUAAAUCGGGUCACGUGAACCUAGAGAAAUCAAAGAAAUCCAAAUAUCAUGUGAUUCCAGAUGUAGUGACUGCUUUUAUAGAUGCGCGUUGGAGGUGGACCUUGGUGUACUGCAUUCUCACUUAUGUUUUUAUAUGGCUCUUCUUCACAAUGGUGUGGUGGGUUAUCUUGUAUUCGCACGGGGAUUUAACAGAGAACCACAUGCCUCACGCAAAUAUCUCUACAGAAUGGAAGCCAUGCGUAAGCGAAAUUUAUGGGUUUACUUCGAUUUUCCUCUUCAGCAUAGAAAUUCACACGACCAUCGGCUACGGAAGCAGGACUAUUACUCUAGAAUGUCCAUCAGCGUGGCUAGCUAUGUGCCUUGAAAGCAUUAUUGGAACAAUAACCCAGUCGUUCAUAGUGGGUAUCGUAUUUGCGAAAUUAACAAGACCGAAAAGUCGAGCGAAAACUCUAAUAUUCUCUAAGCAUGCCAUUAUCAAUCAGAGAGAUUGCGACUUGUGCUUGAUAUUCCGCGUUGGGAAUACAAGAAAAUCUAGGAUCAUUGACAUUAGAGUCCACGCCUACCUUAUACGAUGCGUCAACUCCGGCGAUUUAUUGAAUGAACAAUUAUUAUUAAAACUGAGCUUAUCAGUUAAUUCAGCUGAAAAUGUGCCCUUUAUAUUUCCUAUUUCUGUUGUGCAUGUCAUCGAUGAAAAUAGUCCGUUUUUCACGUUAUCGGCUAAUGACAUCUUGAAAUCGAGGCUUGAAGUAGUUGUAGUUUUUGAAGGUGUUAUAGAAUCCACAGGUCAGCCAGUGCAAGCUAAAUCGAGUUACAUUGCAAGGGAAAUCUUGUGGGGACAUCGGUUUGUUCAAGUCAUUGAUUAUCACAGAGAGAGGCAAGGUUACGUUGUCAACUUUUCGAAAUUUGAUGAGACCAUUCGCAUCAAUUCACCGUUAUGUUCAGCCCAGAUCCUUCGACUAUUUUAUAACAACUUUUAAAUUUAGAGACGAAUAAUACAUGUCUGUGUUCAAUUCGCUACCUUGCCUUCCGAAGAUGUGGAUGUAUUACGACAAUUAGUUUUCUAAGUUCCAUUGUGUCUCUGUACAUGGUCUGCAUCGCUGACAUUCGUAUCUGAAGCGAUGACACAAGUAGCUUUAACGCCGUUAGCUGAGUGGUACAGCUUUGUAAAUCCGUAUCAAGUCUUGAUAAAAUUUUACUAUUUGCGUCAAACUGGCCUUUAAGGUAUUUUCCCACGAUUGUGCACAUUACACUGUUUGAAGUAAUAUACUAUUAAAUACAGGAUUGUUGGUAGCACUCUUAUUUAACCCGUUUACUUAGGCAUACUGGCGUGAUUUUAGUUUUCACUUAUUAAAAUACGUUCAUACGUAUCUAAAUUUAGAUAGUGAACAUAGUUAUGAUGCGUCAUAAAGAGGACAGAUAAGAAUAUCUACUGAUAUUAUACUACACGAAGGUUAGCUACGAACGGUGAUUAUAUUUUUGUUCAUCAGAAUGAAACUGACUUUUUUAAGUCAACCCAAGAAUCAAGAAAAAAAAACAUUUAAGUAUUAUAUAUAGUUGCUGUGCUACUUAUAGAUAGUUUUUUUUAUGAUUGAAUUAUCACUGGUGGCCCGAAGGCCUUUCCAGUUUCACUAGGCCAGAUGAGCGAGCAAAGGCUCAGCCAGGAGCAGUGGGAUUUGCUAACAGCUACCCGAGAGCCUCCAAAGGAGACCUAACAGCAGCUGCUUGGCGAAUGAAUCUACUACCGGAUCGGAAUCGCGACCCACUGAGAAGAUCCGGCGAGAAACUCAACGUUGAACUCUGUCGAGUUCUACGAGUAGGGGAAAGUGGGGGAUAUACGAACACCUAAGGGAAAACUUAAAUAAAACAAUGGAAUUUAA